AUGACGGGCGUUCUGGAAUUGCAUACAAAGUUUUUGGCCGAGUUUCCCGAGGCAUGGAUGCGCGUACUUCAAGGGGCUCAACUUGUAAAGCCCGACGAUACAGGGAAGGGCCAAGGGGGACCCAUGCCGAAUUGGCCGCGCUCAUCUUUGUUUAACUUUACGUACAACAUACCUGUAUUCUUCCUGGUCAACAUUACGGGAUUUUCCGCAGAGGCCCUUGACAUGUCGCGUCGCACUGUUGAGCAGCUGUUGCAUUUCGCAACGCUGGGGCUGCUCCAGAUUAGUCCUAGAACACCCGCGUUUCGUUUGGCCAUGGGCCCGCCAAGAAACACACGUUCUCAGCCGUCGUUGGCGCAGGCUGGGUCCAGGUUAUGCACGCUUUCGCCCGAGACCCUCGUCAGAAUCAUGUCGUUCGAGAUUCAAUGUCCCUACGCAAGGAAGAAAAACAUCAACAUUUGGAUUCACGUCUGCAAGUAUCUACGCAGUAUCGCACUAUCUGCUCCCCAGCUUUGGUCAUACCUCUCCCACCGGACGACGUCCGACCUGGGAUUGUUGCAAGUGAUUCUCUCGCAUUCCGAAAGUGCACUCCUGGACGUGGGGAUCGAGAUGCUUUCGCCAUCUAGCAUGAAGCCCGAACUAGUCGGAGCUCUGGAAGGGAUUCUGCGCAACGCGUCGAGGCUUCGCAGUCUCUACCUCAAGGGAUCUCAAGCGGUGCUUUCUUGCCAUCGUCAUCUCCUCGUGAACCCGUCCCCGUAUCUUCAGUCGCUGAGCCUUCAAUUCGAACCUGCGCGCGACGGAGAGGACGACGAAGAUGAAGAGGAUGUGCAAGAUUGGAGUGAGGAAGAAGAUAGCACGCCCGGGUUUUAUUUGGACUACGAGCUAUUUGACGGCAAGUUGCCUUCUUUACGUCGGCUUAGCUUGAAGAACUGCAGCGUCAAAUGGGACUCUUCGAUCUUUGCGCUCAGGCUUGCCCACAACCUAGAGUUGCUUACCCUCUCCCACUGUCUCCCGUCUUCGAGCACAAUACCCGCGUACGAUUCCAUUCCCGACAACGAAAAGGUCAAGCUUCCCCACCUGAAAGUUCUCGACGUUCAUGAGCAGUCCUACGAGGAACUCGCUCACUUUGCCGCACACCUCAACCUUCCGAUUGACACUCGCUGGCGUAUUCGCGUGUCAUACGACUACAAGAACGACAGCGAGGACGAUAUGCCCGUGGUCCCAACCGAAGGCCCGGUUCUGCCACCCUGGCUUUCUACCCAGCCGUUUACCUCAUCGUCUCCUUCACGGUCCCUUGUCCUGAACCGGUAUGAAGACCCGGACGAGGUUGCUUUCACCCUCAGUAUGUAUGACCACAGUUUAGAAGGACCCGAGUGGUACGACCCCUGGAGUUCCAGAGAAGACGAGAAGCUUCAAGCCAGCUUCAUUUGGCCGUUCUCCAAAGAGGGCACCGACGGCCUCGUCCGCCAUCUGCAUCACCAGUGGCCCCUGUCAGACGUCCACACCCUCAAGCUGGUCGGGGAUCUCGAGGACUCCCCCGACUCGGAAUCCGGCUCGACGGACCCUUCGUUCUGGGCGGGCUUGUUACGAAAUGCCCCGAGCGUGCGCCGUCUUUCGAUCGGUUCUGGUUUCAGGGAAGAUGGCCUCCGCAAGGUCUUCUCCGCUCUUAUGCCCACUUCCCAGUCAGGCGCCUCGGUCGUCACCCCGCUCCCUCAUUUGACUGAUAUUCAUAUAAAUUUAUUCUCAGACAUUGAGAACGUAGAACCGUCCAGGGUUCGUGAGGUCCUUGCGGCGCAUAGGCUUGAGGGACUCUACGUGACCGGAAGCGACGAGGUGCUAUCCCUUUGGUCUGUCGUUUCCGCGGAUGAAGCUGUCGGUAGACGACUCAAGGACGUUUCUUUCCGCCGGCUGGAUCUUCGCUGGCCGUGGGCGGGAAACCGCAGAGAAGGACUACUCGACCUUCGCCGUGGCCCCACCUCUUCUUUGGUUAUCAGGCAUAUGAUUUCACGUCAAUCUUUGGAUAGUGCGAAGACAAUAGCCGACAGAUUCAUGCACAUCCCAUGGAAUUCCCUUUCUCACAUCACCUUCGACGUGCGCAUUGCUGAAAAUCUCCACUCCCUAUACGAUGCUCUCUUGCGAGAUAUCGCAUCGUUCCAGACCCCGUGUCUCAAAAGCCUCGUAGUACAUGCUGGUAUCAUGAGAGAGAGCAGCUUGUACCGUCAGCUCGCAGAGCCGCCAUUUGAUAUCAUUCAACUCCCGCAUCUUGAAGCGCUGGAGAUCUUCAUCAAUAGGACAGAGCAGAUUUGCAUCAAUUUCGUUCAUUCCCUUAGGCUUCCAUCCCUCAGACACCUAUCCAUAUGCCAGGCGACGCCAUCCGAGGAGUUACAAUUCAAAGCUCGGCCUCCUUUUGUCUCGCUUGGCAAGAUACUGCACGGACAAGCGUCGCUUACGACGCUACGCCUCAACGAUCGCUUCCUAGACGUGGACGAUCUUCUUAUGGUUCUUCGCGAGAAUCCCAUUACCCACCUUGAACUAGCUAUGUUUACGCGUUACAAUGAGGUGCUCCGCCAGGCCAUUCAUGCAGAGUGGUCUGUGAAAACCCUCACGAUUCGGAUGGCUGUUGCGUUUGAGGUCGACACGAUCGGGCAAGCUGUGAAGUUACGACUGGAGCGCGAGAAGGAAAUCCGAGAACGCCCGACACUGGAGAGGGUCGUUGUUGGAAGGUGCCGCGACGACCUCAGCAUUCGCGACAAGGACGAUUAUCCCGUACAUUUUGGGGUCCCGGAGGACGCCAACCUGUCACAAGCAACGGAUUGCGCCGUGUUGUGGUAUUUUGACGAGGCGACGCAUAACAUGGCCGAUAGAUUGAAAGUCCUCAGGAGGUGAGGCGAUGUACUCAGUUAGCACGAACGUAUCAGUGGACACGUGUUAGCAUGAUGGGUGCCGGUGAACACGGAGAUUUU
Messenger RNA from Coniophora puteana RWD-64-598 SS2, 2960 nucleotides. RefSeq lists its product as uncharacterized. The transcript has 4 exons. NCBI's taxonomy places the organism in Eukaryota, Fungi, Basidiomycota, Agaricomycetes, Boletales, Coniophoraceae. The record is from RefSeq and is a predicted model, not a curated record. Bases 1 to 2883 code for a protein of 960 amino acids.